Molecule: messenger RNA, 11749 nt
Organism: Podarcis lilfordi (Lilford's wall lizard)
Lineage: Eukaryota; Metazoa; Chordata; Lepidosauria; Squamata; Lacertidae
Source: the annotation of a GenBank genome assembly
GCUAAACAUAGCCAACUCUCUCAACCGUUUAUCAUAAGGCUUCCAGACCCUUGAUCAUCUUGGUUGCCCUCCACUGCACAUGUUCCAUGCUAUUGCUUCCCUUGUUCUGGGCACUAUACGUCUGAUGAUGCAACCUAGAAUAAUGUUAGCUUUUCCACUGCUACAUCAUACUGUUGACUCAUGUUAAGCUUGUGGUCUACUAAGCCUCCUAGAUCCUUUACACAUGUAUUACUGGCAAGCCACAUGUCCCGCAUCUUAAAGUUGUGCAGCUGGUUCAUCCUGCCUAAGUUUCGAACCUGACAUUUGCAUGCCAAGGCCCCGUGACCAAGUCACUCCUUAUGUAUUGAGUCACCUGAUAAGACAUUAGCAUACAGAUUUUGGGUUCAAAGAGGUCACAACUUUAUCGGAUACAGAUGUAAAAGGUUUGGCAUAGGCAUUGGGUGAAGACAUUUAACUAAAUCCAGCCCAUCUUCUAGGGUGCUUAUCUAAGGGUAACUGACACCAUGGGAAGAGGAGACUAUGACCUACAUCAAAUAGGGGUACCCCUUGAGGGUUCCCUUUGGAGGAGUGCUAUGGCAUCCCAACAGAAGCAACGCCUUGCAGAUCCCUUAAACAGGUUUCCCUCAACUAAGGAGGGGCAGGCAGAGGCUACAACCUCCCCUCCAGCUAAGACUAAGGCUUACCCAAUACCUAACCUAACAAGGUUAUGGCGAUUGCUGUGAAGUAGGUGAAAACCAAGUGGUUGGUGCUAAUUUGCCAAGUGCACAAAGUCCAGCUUGGUCCUAAAAAGUCCAUAGCAAAGUUUUAGCAAGAAAGAAAAAACAUAUGAAAAAAGAAUAGAAGGGUGGGAUAUACGACGGAAAAGCUGAGAUUCCCGAACAAGAGACUGAGCUGUUGUUAAUCUAAAACUAUAGGCCAAUUUCGUUAUUAAGUAACGAUUAUAAAUUAUUUGCAAACAUAUUAGCCAAUAGAAUGAAAGGAAUAUUGUUAGAUAUAAUACAUCAUGACCAAGCAGAAUUUCUUCUAGGUCGUCAGAUGAAAGAUAAUAUAAAGAAUGUAAUUAAUGUCAUAGAGUACGUGGAGGUAGGAAAUGAAAAACAAGCAGCCUUGAUGUUUAUUGACACUGAAAAUAAUAUUUCUUGGUCAUUUAUGCAUAAGGUUUUAGAAGAGUUGAAUUUCGGGGAAAGGUUCAGAAGAGGAAAAGAUGCAAUUUAUUCAAAGCAACAAGCAAGAUUAAUUGUGGAUAGUGUUAUUACUGAGAAAUGCAAAAUUUUGAAAGAGGCAAGACAAGAAUGCCCCUUGUCACCAUUAUUGUUUAUCUUAGUAUUAGAGGUUCUGGUGAGAAAUAUAAGAGCAGAAGAAACCAUCAGAGGAAUAAAAGUAGGAAAUAAGGCAUAUAAAUUUAAAGCAUUCGCGGAUGACCUUGUAAUAACAGUUGAAGACCCUAUAAUCUCAUUACCAAAAGUAUUAGGAAAAAAUACUGGAAUUUGGACAAGUAUCAGGUUUUAAAUUGAAUAAAAAUAAGGCUAAGCUUUUAGUGAAGAAUGUUUCAGAGCAAGAUAAAAAGGAGAUACAGCAGAAGAGAUAAGUAUGUAUAAAAAAGUUAAAUAUUUGGGAAUAUGGUUGACAGUCAAGAAUAUUACUACAUUUGGAGAUAAUUUUGAAAAAUUAUGGAAAUAAAAAAAAAGGAAUUUAGAAAUUUGGGGAAGGAUGAGUUUGUCAUUAUUGGGUAGAAUUUCAGUAAUUAAGAUGAACGUAUUGCCAAAAAUCUUGUUUUUAUUUCACUCAAUCCCGGUGGUAAGCAGUGUGAGCUGUUUCAAAGAAUGGCAAAAAGACAUUAGAAGAUUUAUCUGGAGGGGGCGGGGAACCAAGAAUUAAACAUAAAUUAUUAAUAGAUGUUAAAGAUAGAAGAUAGAAUCUCUUCCAACUCUAUGAUUCUAUGAUUCUAUGAUUCUAUGAUUCUAUGAUUCUAUGAUUCUAUGAUUCUAUGAUUCUAUGAUUCUAUGAUUCUAUUCUAGGUUUCUCUCUACUGGAUUUAAGAUUAUAAAGCAUCAUGCAUUUCCUGAAUAUGGGAUUGGAUAAAUUUAACAAAUGCUGAUUUGUUAGAUUUGGAAGGUCAUGAUAAUAGAGUUGGUUGGCAUGGGUAUCUAUGGUAUCAUAAGGCAAAAGUUCACAAAGGAUUCUAUAAUCAUAUAAAAGAAACUCGAUUCUUAAAGUCUGGGAGAAAUACAAAGAUCUGUUAGAACAGAAAACACCAUGGUGACUUUCCCCAUUAGAAGCAAGAUCUUUGAAAACAGUGAAUAUGAGGACAAAUUGACCGACAUAUAGAGAGCUGUUAACAGAAACAGACAACCAAUUAAAAUUAAAAGAUUUUGAAGAAGUUAGAGAAAAAGUAAUAGUCAUUUUCAAUUAUAUGAAACUUUUAAAAAUGAUAAAAAUAAAUGAUUUAGUUAUGAAGUCCAGUCCGGCUUCCACGCUGGUCAUGGGACCGAGACGGCUCUGGUCGCCCUAACAGAUGAUCUCCGCAGGCAGCUGGAUCGAAGCGGGUCGGGGCUGAUGAUUCUUCUAGACCUGUCAGCAGCCUUUGACAUGGUCGAUCACGAACUCCUGGACCACCGCCUUGCCGAUAUGGGGAUUCAGGGCACAGUCCUUCAAUGGCUGCGCUCGUUUCUCUCUGGUCGGGGACAGAGGGUGGCGCUUGGGGGGGGGGAAUUGUCAUCGCGCCACUCCUUGGUGUGUGGAGUGCCCCAGGGUGCGAUACUCUCCCCGAUGCUUUUUAACAUCUUUAUGCGCCCCCUCGCCCAGCUUGUCCGGAGUUUUGGGCUGGGCUGCCAUCAGUAUGCUGAUGACACCCAACUCUAUCUGUUGAUGGAUGGCCAUCCUGACUCGGCCCCAGACACACUGACCAGAUGUCUUGGAAGCUGUGGCUGGAUGGUUACGUGGGAGCCGGUUGAAGUUAAAUCCUUCAAAGACAGAGGUCCUCUGGCUGGGACGGGACGAUAUGGGAUUGAGGGGGCAACUCCCAUCUCUUGUGGGGGUGCAAUUAGUGCCAGCACUGUCCGUUAAGAGUUUGGGUGUAAUCCUCGAUACCUCCCUCUCCAUGGAGGCGCAGAUUGCAGCUAUAACAAAGGUGGCAUUUUUUCAUCUCCGCCAAGCUAAGCAGUUGGCUCCUUACCUCUCUCGCCCUGACCUAGCCACUGUGAUCCACGCGACGGUCACCUCCAGACUGGAUUACUGUAACUCGCUCUACGUGGGGCUGCCCUUGAGACUGACCCAGAAACUCCAGCGGGUGCAGAAUGCCGCAGCGAGACUCCUUACGGGGUCUUCACUGCGAGAUCACAUUCAUCCGGUGCUAUACCAGCUGCACUGACUCCCGGUGGAGUACAGGAUCAGGUUUAAGGUGCUGGUUUUAACCUUCAAAGCCCUAUACAGCCUAGGACCCUCGUACCUACGGGACCGCCUCUCCUGGUAUGCCCCACAGAGGAACUUACGGUCUUCAAACAAAAACAUCUUGAAGGUCCCAGGCCACAGAGAGGUUAGGCUGGCCUCAACUAGAGCCAGGGCUUUUUCGGCUGUGGCUCCGAUCUGGUGGAACGCUCUGUCACAAGAGACUAGGGCCCUGCAGGACUUGACAUCUUUCCGCAGGGCCUGCAAGACAGAGCUGUUCCACCAGGCCUUUGGUCAGGGCGCAGCCUGACUCCCUCCUUUGGCAAUCUUUACAAAACUUUAGUUUAUGGUUGCCAUCAAUUUUGAUUUUAAUUAAUUUUUAUAAUGUUCUUAUAAUGUUGCACUAUUUUAGUGUUGUUAGCCGCCCUGAGCCCGGCUUCAGCUGGGGAGGGCGGGAUAUAAAUAUUAUUUAUUAUUAUUAUUAUUAAAUAGUAGAAGGUAGGACAAAAUUGCUGUCAAAAAUAUACAAUCUGUUCUUGGAGUGGGACACCAAAGAGGAACAGGUCAAAUGUGUUAUGAUAAAAUGGGUGAAAGAUGUGGGACAUAAUAUACUAAUGAUGGAUUGGGAAAGGCUUUGGAAGUCAGAUAUGAAAUUUACUGCAUGCACUCUACUGAAAGAGAACUAUUUGAAAAUGAUGUAUCGGUGGUAUCUAACCCUGGUUAAAUUAGCAAAAAUGUAUAGAACAAGAUCUAAUAAGUGUUGGAAAUGUAGAGAAACAGAGGAUACAUUUUAUCAUAUGUGGUGGGAAUGUAGGAAGGUUAAAAACAAAUGGGAAAUGAUUUAUAAUGAAAUGAGAGAAAAAAAUGUUUACAGCAACCUUUGUUAAAAAACCAGAAGCCUUUUUAUUAGGUAUUGGAGGAGCAGAGAUUCCAAAAGACCAGAAAAAAAUGUUUAUGUAUGCUACGACAGCUGCCCGGAUACUGUUAGCCCAAAGAUGGAAAGAGGAAGCAGUCCCAACGAAAGAAGAUUGGCAAACCAAAUUAAUAGACUAUGCUGAAAUGGUGAAACUAACUGGAAAGCUCAGAAAUCAAGACGACAAGAAAUUUUAAAAAGAAUGGGAAAUGUUUAUUACCGUAUGUAUUUGCAAGAGUUUUGUAAACCGAUUGAUACAUUGGCAGGAUUUUAAGAACACUUGUAAUUUUAGAAAUUGUACAGGAAAUCUGAGGUAAAAAAAAUAAUUUGGAGUAGAAAUGAUAUGCAGAUGAAAAGGAAUUUAGUGAACCAGGGGUGGGGGGAGUCACGGGAUUUGUAGAAUCCCAUUUUAUGGAUUUAAUAUUAUUUUUGUGUAUAAUUUUCUUUGUGGUUGUUAUUGUUUGCUUUAUUUUUGUUAUUUUUGUUGGAAAAUUAAUAAAAAUAUUUUAAAAAUGGAAGAAAAAACAGAUGAAAAAGGAAUCGGAGGGUGGGAGAUACGAGGGAAAAACCGAGGUGUGCUGGGCUGGCCUCAAGCUAUUCUCCUUGGGCAGACCCAAGUGAUGUGCAUUGGCUAGUUGGGCCUGUCCCUUAGGUAAUCCCCAGAUGCAGGCUUGCCUGCCACUGGCCAAUCCACAGGCAGGCUUGCAGUCCUCCCCAGCCAGCCACUGGAUCGCUGACGUGGGGCUGUGGCCAGACUGCAAUGCCAUCUGACCAUUUAAGGUGAGCAGACUUGUCCCUAUUGAACUUAUUGUUUUUUAUUUGGGCUUGGUUUUCCAAUCUCAUUUGAUCAUCCUAAAUCCUAAUUCUGCCCAACUUUGGCAGCAUUAGUUACCCUUCCCAGUUUGGAUUCAUCUGCAAAUUGGAUUAGUAUCAUCUCAAUUCGUUCAUCCAAGUCAUUCAUAAAGGUAAAAGGGACCCCUGACGUGGACGACUCUGGGGUUGCAGUGCUCAUCUCACUUUAUUGGCCGAGGGAGCCAGCGUACAGCUUCUGGGUCAUGUGGCCAGCAUGACUAAGCCGCUUCUGGAGAACCAGAGCAGCGCACGGAAACGCCGUUUACCUUCCCGGUACCUAUUUAUCUACUAGCACUUUGACGUGCUUUCGAACUGCUAGGUUGGCAGGAGCAGGGACCGAGCAACGAGAGCUCACCCCAUCAUGGGGAUUAGGACUGCCGACCUUCUGAUCGGUAAGUCCUAGGCUCUGUGGUUUAACCCACAGCGCCACCGCAUCUCUAAGUCAUUCAUAAAGAUGUUGAAAUAAAUAAAAACUUUUUUGAAAAGGAUUAAGAAACACUUCCCCCAAAAAAAUCUUUAAAAGAAUCAAGUCCUUAAAAAAAUUUUUUUUCCUAAAAAAGUAUUUAAAAGAAUCCACAAAAUUGUCCAGUAGCACCUUAGAGUUUGUUCUGGGUAUGAGCUUUUGUGUGCAUGCACACUUCUUCAGAUACUCUGAAACAGAAGUCACCAGACCCUCAUAUAGUGAGAGAGUGGGGAGAGGUAUUUCUCAGAAUGGUAGUGGGAAUGCGUGAUUGGCUAAUAGGUAUGGUAAACCUUCCAUCCAAGAUUGAGGGGGACCAUCACGCACCACACAGGUGUGAUGUCACACAGGUGCAAAGCCAUUUUGUCAGGAGGAGACCGAGGAUGGAGCCCAGCAGCUUUAAUGCCGGCGGCUCCUCUUGUCUCCUGCUCCGGAGGAACCGGCCACUGAAACCAAGCCACGCUCAGCUUCCUCCACCCUCUCAACAUUGUGGAGCCCUGCCCUAUGUCAACAGAUAUUGUGGGAGCCAAAGUAAGCUUGGCCCCAUAGAGUGAGCGCCCCUGGUGAUUGAACAUUUUGACCAUGAGACUAAUAGUUACUUCCCAUUUAAGCAAAACAUAAAGUGCCAAUAUUGGUGUGCUGAUUUCAUGUUUGUUUGUUUUUGUAUUCUUAACAUGUAUAUUCUCUUUUCCCAAAAUCUUUCACAGGAGGUCUUUGUGGAUGGUAGAUUUUUCUCCACUAUAAUGCAGCCCACUUUUCUAAUCCCAACCUUGUUUUGUUGGAUCAUUCUUGAGUUUUUGUAAACAAGUUUUGCUCCACCCAAGCACCUGUGCAAGGAACCACAUAGAGAGUUUGUGAUCCAUUGGAGAGGCGAUUCUUCCCCUUAUCAUUGUGUAAAUGAUGGUGAUUUAGUUCUCUAAUUCUGCCAAAGCUCAAGGGACUUCCCUGAAUAUCACAUCUGAGACCAUUAGCAGAAACUGCCAGAUUUGGGAGCAACAAGAUGCAAUUUCUUGCAUCAAGCCUGAAAAAGGUCGAGGUAUAAACAUGUUGCACUCCACUGAGAUCUUGGGUUGGGGGUUUCAAAAUAGCAGGGAUGCUGUCAGUGUGAUAUCACCCUCUUUGAAUGAGAAGCCCUGGUGGGACGUCAUCUGUAUUAGAAAAAUCAUUGAUAGCAGGCAGCUUUGUUCAGUUUUGGCUUCUUUCAAGCAAGCAGGCAAGAGGGAAGUGAGUGACAGCCUCAGACAUGUCCAUGAUAAUACUACUUCUGCUCUACAACGUCUAUGGGCAGCUGAAGGGAAAAUGUCCCUUGAAUUUAGUGAGAGAUCAGUAUCAUCCCUUGAACUACUAUAGCGCAGGAGACCAUCUCAUCGGUGGGAUUUUCCCCACACAAACUGGAGCAUCCUGGCCAGUCUCGUUCUCCCAGGUUCCUUCUAUCCACAUAUCUCCGUAAGUACCAUAAAUUAUGUGGGGAUGAGUUUAAUGGUAGGAAACCAUAAAUCUAAUGCUUUAAACCUCUUUAAAAGAGUUGGUGGGUAUUUCCUUGCAUCGGUCCCUGCUAAAUCCCAGUCUCUUCAUAUGUCUCUGUUUUGCAAUGUGAUUCUGGAAGGGAGCAAUAUGAACCCUCCAGUAAUACGAACCCUUCACCAUCUUGUUUUGAAUAGCACACUCUGAUAACAGAUUAAAGCUUUUACCUGACCCAUAAGAUUGGGCCCUGAUGUAUGUCUCCAAAUCCCCUGGAUCAAUGCUUUAUUUCCUUUUGCCUUGCUGUUUAUUGGUUUUAAGUUGCAUUUUCAAUUUUAUUAUUGUAUCAUGACAUAGUAUGAAAAGUCUUUCUGGUAAGGCUGUACAAUCUUAGAAGGUGGCAUGGCUGUGACUGUCAUGAUAGAAACCUUCGCUUCUGAACAUACCACUACAUUAUUGGAUAGACACAUCUAUCCUAAGGGAUCUAAGGCUAAGGGAGCUGGGCAUGUUUAGCCUGGAGAAGAGGAGGUUAAGGGGUGAUAUGAUAGCCAUGUUCAAAUAUAUAAAAGGAUGUCACAUAGAGGAGGGAGAAAGGUUGUUUUCUGCUGCUCCAGAGAAGCGGACACGGAGCAAUGGAUCCAAACUACAAGAAAGAAGAUUCCACCUAAACAUUAGGAAGAACUUCCUGACAGUAAGAGCUGUUUGACAGUGGAAUUUGCUGCCAAGGAGUGUGGUGGAGUCUCCUUCUUUGGAGGUCUUUAAGCAGAGGCUUGACAACCAUAUGUCAGGAGUGCUCUGAUGGUGUUUCCUGCUUGGCAGGGGGUUGGACUCGAUGGCCCUUGUGGUCUCUUCCAACUCUAUGAUUCUAUGAUUCUAUCUGCCUUGCCUUUUGGUGAGGAUUGUCCCAACAUUUGAAGGUGGGUUGGCUAUUAAAAGCCUGUUUAUGACUGAACGUGAGUAUCACCCUAAAACUAAAUUUGUAUUGCUUGAAAAUUCCCUUCAUGUAGCAGAGUGCGGAAAGUUACAUGUGUUGUUAAAUUGAGGGUGAUGAUACAGAAUAUAUGAUAUCUUGCAGAAGUAAAGACAUAGAUUUACUCCACAAUCUGGCCUUCCUGCUCGCCAUCCACGAGAUCAACCAGAAUCCCAGGCUCUUACCCAACAUCACCCUGGGCUACAAUAUCUUUGAGAACUAUCACAAUGCAAGAAUCACAUACGACGCCAUGGUAGAGCUGCUCUAUACCAGACAUGCAAGUAUUCCAAACUACAGCUGUGGAAGGCAGAAUAACCUGCUGGCUGUCCUAGAAGGUGCUGAUUCUGAAAUCGCUGUCCAUAUUUCAAACAUGUUGGGCAUCUACAAAAUCCCACAGGUGUGAAAUGGGGUGCACUUUAAUUUCACUUUGCUUUGAAUGGCCUUGUUCUCUGUCUGAUGGGCAAAGUUACUGUCAGUCUCAAGCUUUAUUUGUCCUUUCAACAGCCUUCUUUCUUUCUAAAUCCUUCUGGAUUACAGGGUGUUGAAUUUCGCUCCAAUCCACACAGAAUCAAUACAACAGAGAGUCUAUUGACAUAAUGUUAGUCUGACUAGGGUUUGGUCACCAAGUGUAGCCCAAGGCUGCAACUGAAUCCAACAUACCUGGGGCUAAUUCCCAAGAAAUUCUAUGUCUUGCUUUUUAGCAGACCUGGUUAAGAUUGUUCCUGGCACAAGUUCUCUCUCUCUCUCUCUCUCUCUCUCUCUCUCUCUCUCUCUCUAUAUAUAUAUAUAUUUGAUAUGGAAAUUCUGUGAUAUGGGGAUGAGAUGCAUACAAGAGGAUUCAAUGGAAGUCAAGCAAGACACUUUUCUCUUCCAUUCCCUUCCAGGUUAGUUAUGGGUUUGUCUCGCAUGACAUCAAUGAUAAAACUCAGUUUCCUUUUUUCUACCGGAUGCUCCCCAAAGAUGACCACCAAUACACAGGGAUUGUCAAGUUGCUCCUGCAUUUCAGAUGGACGUGGAUCGGUCUCUUUGCUCCAGACAAUGACAACGGAGAAAGGUUCGUGAGGUCCUUGACCCCUCUGCUCACCUCGAAUGGGAUUUGUGCUGCCGUCUCACACAGAAUCCCAGAAAUGACUCGGUAUGAAGUGAAAAUUCAGGUUGAUUCAUUUCUCACAUGGAGACAAGUCAAUGUAUUUGUUCACUAUGCAGAGACUCGUUCUUUCUUCAGCGGAAUACUCUUUAUAAAUCAAAUACUCACAUUGUGGCUACAGUCCACUGAGGGGAAAGUCUGGAUCACAACUGCUUUGUGGAACAUCACCCCAACGUUGUCUGACUGGAGAUUACGUUUCCAGCACCGCCACUGUUUCUUUUCCUUCUUAAUUCAGACGGAGAUUGCCCUAAAACAUGACAAUUUUGACUUCAAACGCUUAGUUCCUUACUGGAAGGAAGUGUUUGAUUGUUUCUUUUCAAAGCACUUGUUUUCUGCGAAAGAACGUCACAGAUGUGAACAAAAGGGGGAAUUGCCCCUGGAUAUCCUUGUGCAGAGUCUUUCUCCAGACAACUACAACAUCUAUAGCAGUGCGUAUGCUGUGGCACAUGCCUUAAAUGCUGCUUACUCAUCCAGAUCCAAGCAGGUGGCAAUGAUGGGUGGAGGAGACGGGCGGAGGCUUCAGAGGCUACAGCCAUGGCAGGUAUUCCUUUUUCCAUAAAUGAUAGUACUAAUGAAAUGUGCAAAAGUGUUCUAUCAUUAUUUAGAACAGGCUUUGUGGAGAUCCCACAACCACCCUCCACUUCUUCAAUAUUUAUGCAUUUUGGAAGGGUAUCUCACCAAUCAGGGCUUGUUUGUUUUUUGCGGGUUGGGGGUGGCAUUGCUACAGAAAAAGCAACAACCUUUUCUUAUAUUUCUAACCCAUGGUGGAGGAACUUCUGAGGCGGCCAAAUUUAACGUGUGUGUGUAUUAAAGCGAUGAAAGGGAAAGGGGGGAAAGAGGAAGAAGGAAAGUGCAGGAAAGUGCAAGAAUUACAAUAAGAAAUAUAUAAUAUGAUACAGUAACUAUAAUCAAUUACAUUUCAUGGAAUCUUAGAGUUGGAAGGGAUCCAAGGGCUAUCUAGUUUAACCCCUUGCAAUGCAGGAAUAGUUCCCAUACAUUGUUAUAUAGAUAUAUGAAAAAUAUAUGAAGCUGGGAUACAACACCAGACUUUGGAAAAAGAAACCACAUUUGCUGUUAUGGAACAUAUAUCAAGGUUUAUUUGAUUUUUUGCUGUAUGCAGGGAUGUAAAGUGGCAGCUGAUUAGUAAAUACUGGGGGAGUCAUCUAGAGACUAAUUAAGAUUAUGCGUAGGAACAGGAACAGGGGAUCAUCAUGGACAUAUCUUAUAAGGAGAGCAGGAAGCCAGUUUUGGAAUUAUAUUACCUUGUAUUAAAUUGAAACAGUUCGGCAAGAUUUGUAAUCAUUUGGAAAAUUGAUAACAAAUAAUAAUUGGAAAAUGCGGCAAGAUUUGGUUACAAUCAGAGCAACGAAACAUAAUUUCCCAUAAAAGAAUUUCACGUUUCUCCCCAUCCCCAAAUGGGAAGCACUGAAGUGAUGUUCUUUUUAUCCAUGUGUCGUUCUAGUUCCACUCAUUUCUGAAGAGCUUUGGAUCUUACAACGCCACCAUGGAUGGGGAGGGGGAGUUGGCCGCCGACUUUGAUAUUUUUACCAGGGUGGUGUGGCCCAACACUUCUGUGGCUUCUGUGAAAAUUGGGAGUCUCAGGCAGCAAGCACCUCCAGACAAAAGGUUCAGCAUUGACGAAGAUGCCAUUGUGUGGCUUGCGCAGCUUGUUCAGGUGAGGAAAACCAAGGGUUAAGAAUCCCAGUUAUUCAGUGCCUUCAGAACACUGUUGUUGUUUAGUCAUUUAGUCAUGUCCGACUCUUUGUGACCCCAUGGACCAGAGCACGCCAGGCACUCCUGUCUUCCACUGCUUCCCGCAGUUUGGUCACACUCAUGCUGGUAGCUUCGAGAACACUGUCCAACCAUCUCGUCCUCUGUCGUCCCCUUGUGCCCUCCAUCUUUCCCAACAUCAGGGUCUUUUCCAGGGAGUCUUCUCUUCUCAUGAGGUGGCCAAAGCAUUGGAGCCUCAGCUUCAGGAUCUGUCCUUCCAGUAAGCACUCAGGACUUAUUUCCUUCAGAAUGGAUAGGUUUGAUCUUCUUCCAAUUCAUGAGACUCUCAAGAGUCUCCUCCAGCACCAUAAUUCAAAAGCACUUCAGAACACUAGGUGGGGGUUAUUUGCAGAAACACCCGGUGAGCCCCUCACCCUACUGCAGUAAAUAUUAAGACUCUUCUCAUCCUAAGGCAUUUCAUAGAAUCACAGUAUUGCACAGCUGGAAGGGAUCCUAAGGGUCAUCUAGUCCAACUCUCUGCAAUGCAGGAAUCUCAGCUAAAGCAUUCAUGAGAGAUGGCCAUCGAACUUCUGCUUUAAAACUGCCAGCGAAAGUGUCCACAACCUCCCGAGGGAGACCAGGAAGUUCUUUCUGAUGUUUCAUUGGAAUCUCCUUCCUUGUAACUUGAAGGCAUUGGUUCCGGUCCUACCCUCCGGAGCAGGAGAAAACAAGCUUGCUCCAUCUUCCAUGUGGCAGUGAAGCUUUGCAUCCAUCUCAUUGCUUAAUUUGCCCCAGAUUGGACUAGAUGCUGAUAUCACUUUAGAGAAUGCAUUUACAACAGAUCAAUGA